Neocloeon triangulifer is the source of this 1116-nucleotide messenger RNA. RefSeq names its product alpha-tocopherol transfer protein-like. The record is from RefSeq and is a predicted model, not a curated record. The coding region runs from base 111 to 1046 and encodes 311 amino acids. Gene Ontology annotation, cellular component: membrane. NCBI's taxonomy places the organism in Eukaryota, Metazoa, Arthropoda, Insecta, Ephemeroptera, Baetidae. Gene Ontology annotation, molecular function: phosphatidylinositol bisphosphate binding. The transcript is spliced from 6 exons.
AUAAAAAAUCAUGCACAUGUGCGUCUAAAUAAAAGAGUUAACGCAAUAUUCAAAGUAAAUUUUUAUCCACAGAGACUCUUGAUCUCGGUUUGUUUCUUUUUUGGUUGGCCAUGGCGAAAGAGUUGAAAAUUCGCGAAUUGAGCCCGAAGCUCUUGGAAGUGGCAAAAAAAGAGCUGAACGAAGACCCGAAAAGAAGGUCCGCGGACGUCCAAGCAAUUCGAGACUGGCUCAAAAAACAGCCACACAUUUUGGCCGCGCCGGACGACCAGACUUUGGUGUCCUUUUUGCGUGGGUGCAAAUUCAGCUUGGAGCGGACCAAGGAGAAAAUCGAUAUGUACUACACCAUGCGGACCAUUGUUCCAGAAUUUUUUGGCGUGCGAAAUCUGAAGGAGCAGGCCAUCAAGGAGAUAUUGGAGAAUGGUUCGUUUUUUCCUCUGCCCGAACCUGACGACGAAGGCUGUCGUGUCAUGCUCGUGCGCCCAGCAAGAAACGACCCUGACAGACAUCCGAUGGAACUUGUGUUUAAGGUUGUGAUGAUGGCCAUGGACUAUAUGAUCAGAGAGGAUGACCAAAUGUUGAUCUGUGGCAUUGUGAGCAUCAUCGAUUUGGAAAAUGUCACUCUCAAUCAUGGCGUUCAAAUGACCCCCGCGCUAAUUAAAAAAGUCAUGACUUGCUCGCAGGAAGGAUUUCCUCUUCGCGAGAAAGGGUUGAACUACGUUCACACGCCGCCCAUGUUUGAAACCAUCUUUGGCUUAUUCAAAACUUUUGCAAAAGAGAAGCUCAAGAAAAGGAUGCACGCUCAUGGGGAAAAUAUGGAGUCCUUAUAUAAAAAUGUGCCUCAAAGAUUGCUGCCGUCCGAGUAUGGGGGAACAGCCGGCUCUACUAAGGAAUUAAAUGAGGCUUGGCUUAAACGUUUGCGGACUUAUGACCCGUGGUUCAUGGAGGAAACAGGCGGAGUGGACGAGAGCAAGAGACCUGGCAAGCCGAAAACGCACCAAGAGCUUUUUGGAUUGGAGGGAUCUUUCAGACAACUGACUGUCGACUAAUUAAAACUAGAUUUAAUUUGUUUUAAAAAUUGGCUGAAAUAAAAACAUGUCAAUUUUCUUUGUACGUUCA